Macrosiphum euphorbiae (potato aphid) is the source of this 225-nucleotide messenger RNA. The record is from the annotation of a GenBank genome assembly. NCBI's taxonomy places the organism in Eukaryota, Metazoa, Arthropoda, Insecta, Hemiptera, Aphididae.
AUGGUAGUGGUGGUAACGACGACAGCGCGCGAAAAACGAAUGACCGCAGCGAGUGGGAAACGGACGUGGAGAACGAGCGAACGACGGUGGCCGAGUGACGACGUUACGCAGCAACAGCGCGUCGGUUUCUCCGCGUUCCGGUUACGGUGUCUUGGUGGCGGUGGUGGCGGUUAUGUCUGCGAAGCGGUUCACCCUAGCGGGCAUUUCAGGAAACGUGAAUUGUAA